Molecule: messenger RNA, 2549 nt
Organism: Leptonychotes weddellii (Weddell seal)
Lineage: Eukaryota; Metazoa; Chordata; Mammalia; Carnivora; Phocidae
Gene: BCL2L15
Product: BCL2 like 15
Biological process (GO): regulation of apoptotic process
Cellular component (GO): nucleus; cytosol
Source: RefSeq, a predicted model, not a curated record
AGAAAAGGAACUGAAAGUCUUCAAAAAGUCUUCCCAGUCUGUGUAGGUGAGCUUUUCAGAGAUGUCCCAUGUUUCUGACCAGCUAGUUUUGAAAAAAACUGGUAGGACAGGCUCUAGGACUACACGUCCCAUUAGGAAACUUUACGAAGUACAAAGGUAGAUGCAUCUGGUUUACCAGUAUUUCUGACUUCCUGCUGAACUGAAAACUGCUUGUUUUGUGGAAAAGCAAAAACUCUGCAGCAAAUACCGAAAAUGAAGAGGCCCCGAACUUUUGAGGAGCAAACGGAAUGCGUUGUGGACACUUUACUUACAGACUUCUUAGGCACCACAAUGCAGGUUGCUAACCGGGACCUACGUUGUGGAGACGAACCAGAUUCAGGAGAGUCUUGUUCUUUUGAUGUGGCCAUCAUUGCUGGCCGCCUUCGGAUGUUGGGUGACCAGUUCAAUGGAGAAUUGGAAGCUUCUGCCAAAGAUGUCAUUGCAGAAACCAUUCAGGGACAGGCAGGAGCUGUACUGCGGGACACAGUGAAAUCUCUCAGCCAGGCCUGGUGUGCUCAGGAUUCCAGCUUAGCUUACGAGAGAGCCUUUCUGGCAGUGUCAGUGAAGCUUCUUGAAUAUGUGGCCCGCAUGGCUCCCGAAAUGGCAAGACAGGUGGCUGUCCCCAUAACAAACAUGAUCAAUGGGAACAGUGCCAUCCGGGAGUUUGUCCAGGGCCAGGGAGGUUGGGAAAAUCUGGAGAGCUGAAAAAGAGGCGGCGCUGUUUCCCAGCCUGAACAUCACUGCCACUUUGUUCUGGUGACUGAUUGCUGGCCAUUGACACAGACAGCCAAAUCCAAAGCUACUUUCUUUUGGACACAACUGGACUUAGCUGAAUAAUUUCUUUUCCACUGAUGGCUAAAGUUGGGAGCAGCCCUCGGAGGUCUACAGAGAUUUUGUACCUUCUGUCUUUAUGAGAGUUUGAAGGAGGUUCCAUUUAAGCAAAGACCUCCAGAUACAAAGUAAUGGCUUGUUAGGAGUGGAAUUUCCAGGCAACAGAGCAAGCCUUCACUGGACGUAUUUUGGGAAAGGGAGCACACAGUAAACUAUUUGUUCGGAUUUAGCCCUGUCCUUUACUAAAGAUCUUGUCUACUCUACAGUCUAAAGGACUUCAAGGGAGAUCUUUGUUGGACUCUUGUUAUUUUAAGUUGAGGAUUUUCUUUUAAAUUCCUAUCCUAAAUUUUGUGUUAAUUUCGCCAAAGCAAAAUUAAUUGUAUGCAUUUUUAGGCUGAAAGCAAAAAAAAUGGCAGUUUCUUCAUCUGCCCUGCUACUAGAAAGGCCAACAAAAGAUAAAACAGUGCAUUUUUACUGCCACAGGAUGCAGGAAGUGCUGGCCCACAUCUAGGAGAGUGGGGCCAUCCCACCUUAGAUGAAACUAGCUGCAUACCACAGUGUUUUUCAAACCAAAAAGUGGUUUACAUACCACUUGUGGACCUUAUAUUUCCAGGCCCCAUCCCUAGAGAUUCUGAUUCUGUAGGGGGAGGCUGGGGCCUAGCAUCCUACCUUUUUAACCAGUUGCACAGGGGUUUCUUAUGUCCAUAUAGAACUUGAGAACCCUCACGUUAGAGCAGGGCUUGGCCAAAUCCUGUCUGCUGCUUUUUUUGUCGAUAGGUUUAUUGGCGUGCAGCUACACUCACCUGUUUCCAUCUUGUCCAUGCCUGUAUUAGCACUGCAAUGGCAGAGUUGAGGAGUUACAGCAGACACCUAAUGGCCUGUAAAAUAUAUUUACUAUCUGGCCUUUACAGAAAAGCAUGUAGACCCCUGCUUUAAAGCUAAAUGAAUGUUUCUCUCUGAAUAAUUUAAAUUCUGUUGCAAUCCUGAUCAUUCGUACCAAACACAACGGUAUGUAGGAUAACUCUAUUUUUUUUUAGAAUUUAAUCUGAGAGUGUUUGUUAGUUCCUGCAUAGUCCACACUUUCUCUGGGACUUUGGCAAAUCAAAAAGCUCUGGGACGCCUGGGUGGUCAGUCACUAGAGGGUAUCCAUUUCCCUGGCCCCUACCGUAAGUGACUGGAAGUAAAGCCUAUGGUAUCUACGGCAUGUGUAUCUUGUAAUAAUCCUUCAUACCUCAUAGAUUAGUAGGCACUCAUCAAGUAGAGACUCUUACAUUCAUAAGCCCCAAGGCUAAACUACUUACCUGCUUGUCAAGAAGAAAAGCAUUGCUGUAUCUAUUUUUGAAGAGAGGCAUUAAUGGUUUGGUUACAGUUUGGCUCAAGUGUAACCACAUCCCCUCCCUUCAGCCAGCCAGCUCUCUGUUUCCCCUAAAUGCAUAGAAAUAAAGAUGUAGCGCUGCUACUAUAUUUUCACUUUUUAAGUUAUGCUAUUUCCUCUAUUCAUGGAUAAAUCACAAUAGGUUAGUAAUCCCAAAUGAGAUUUCAUGUUUCUCUUAAGUAGGAAUUAGCUUUAUUUGCUACCAAGUUUGAACAAUGUAUUCCUUUGUCCCUUACAUUACUGUAAAUUCAACAUGGUGGAUUUUUUUUUUUUUAAGAUUUUAUUUAUUUAUUUGAGAGAGAAU